AUGUCACUUGAGGAAAUUCCAUCAGAGCUUAGCGAUUUGAAUUCCUUAGAACAGCACCUGAUUGCUUUACACAUUCCAUUCAUGAAAGUAAUGUCUCUUCCUCAAGGUGGACAAAGAAAUGUGCACGGACCUGUAGUUUGCGUUCCGUCAAAUAUAAAGAGAACAACUAGUUUGCCACUAAACGUUGAUGAGAAUUUGUUACUUAGGGUGAAACUCAAACGCAAACUAUCAUACAAAGGCUACUACGAAUACCAAUUCGUAACUCCACGACAUAUUAAAGCAGCUCUUGAGUUUUUGAAAAAACACAAUAAAUGGUACCAAGACGUUUCUAUUAACUGUAAUUGGACUGACAAUGACGAUCACUGCUUGUUACGUGAUACUAUUGAAAUAUCUGAAAGAAACGAGGAAAGUCCAGAAAUGGAGGGAAAUCACAACCAGGAAGUCGUAACUGACACUUGCUUACAACCUGUGGACAUUGCGCAAGAAGUCCUUGAUCAUUACUUUGAUGAUGUCUACAAUAUUGCACCAGGUGAAGGACAGAACCCUAUAAGGAUGUUACAAGAAGAAGGAAAUGAAGCAAAGUCAUUCCCACAUUUAUUCCCAUCUGGCAAAUUCUCAUGGAAUGAAGAGAGGGAUGAAAGAAUAACACUUUCUAGAUAUUUCAACAACAGACUUAUGAAUACAGACAACAGAUUCGCAAAGGACACAAAUUACAUAUUUUUUGCGCAGUUUAUGUCAGAAUUAAAACAGGUGAUUGACAAAACACAGAUAUCAAUACGGAAGUCUUUGUCCAAAAGUUACGAUGGAAAGUUGGUGACGUCAGACAUGCUACAAGAUCCAAAAGUCCUCUCAAAACUUCUCAGAAAUGACGAAGCCUUGCGAUUCAUGCAACCAAUAAGAGGAACACCUGCGUAUUGGUCUGCAACACAAAAAGAUCUUUUUGCAAUGCUGCGGCAGUUAGGAAUCCCAACAUGGUUUUGUUCUUUUUCUGCUGCUGAAUUCAGAUGGAAUGAGAUAGUGGGUUGUAUUUUACAUCAUGAGGAUGACAAUAGAAAUCCAUCUCAUUUAGACUGGUCUGAAAAAAGUGAAAUUCUUAGAAGAAAUCCAGUCACUGUUGCUAGAAUGUUUGAACACAGAUUUCAUGUAUUCCAAAAAGAAGUUAUUCUGGCACCAGCAAAUCCCAUAGGGAAUGUUGUGGACUACUUUGUAAGAGUUGAAUUCCAACAAAGGGGUUCCCCACAUAUGCAUUGUUUAUAUUGGGUUGAAGACGCACCAAAAUUUGGGGAAGAUACUGAGGAACGUGUUACUGACUUCAUUGACAAGUAUGUAUCAUGCUCUCUACCAACCGAAGAUGAUGAGCAAGAACUAAGACAGACAGUGUUAAGUGUUCAACAACAUAGCAAAAGUCACUCUAAAUCGUGUAGAAAAAAGGGAACAGAAUGCAGAUUCAACUUUCCAAGACCGCCAUCGGAAAGGACCUUUAUAGCUGAACGAUAUGAGGAAGAUGCAGAGAGUCUUCAUACGAAUAUGCAAAUGAACUCAUCACAAGCUAAGGAUACUUUACUUAUGGUGUGGAAUAAAGUUCUUGAUGAUAAUAGCGAAAAUCAAACAACUGAAGAGAUAUUUACAGAUUUAUCUCUGUCACAAGAAGAUUAUGAGAACGCACAUAGAGUACUAACAUCAAGGACAACAACUAUUUUAAAGAGAGACCCAAAGGAAAUGUGGACAAAUCAAUACAACGAAUGUCUCCUUAAAUGCUGGGAUGCUAAUAUAACCAUUCAGUAUGUUCUUGAUCCAUUUAGUUGUAUUGUGUACAUUAUUUCGUAUAUCUCAAAAUCAGAACGAGAAAUGGGCAUGUUAUUAAAACAAACAAAAAUUGAGGCAACUGAAGGAAAUCUUAGUGCAAAGCAAACUAUAAAGAAAAUAGGAUCAGCUUAUUUAAAUCACAGAGAAGUCAGUGCACAAGAGGCUGUGUACAGAGUAUGCAAUUUAAAAAUGAAAGAGUGCUCAAGAAAAGUAGUGUUUAUUCCUGUUGGGGAAAAUCCAACACGCUUAAGCAAACCUCUAUCACAGCUGAAAAGAAAACAGAAAUCACAAUCGGAGGAGUGUGAAUGUGAUGAAGAUGAGGAAGACAUUUGGAUGUCGAAUAUUGUAGAAAGAUAUGAAAAUCGCCCACAGAUAGAAUAUUUCAAUCAGAUGUGCCUUGCAGAGUUCUGCUCCGUGUUUAGAGUACUUGCAAAAUCUCAAAUUCCUGUGGUUAAAAAGGAAGGAGUAUACGAAUUGCUAAAUGGAAAGGGUUAUAUCCAGAAAAGAACAAGAGGAAAACCAGCUGUCAUAAGAUACCCAAGAUUCAAUGCUGAAAGUGCACCAGAAAAGUAUUUUCAAUCAAUACUUCAGCUAUUUUUGCCUUAUGUUAAUCAAAGUCAACUGAAACCACCAAGUUUUGAUCUCUAUGAGUCAUUCUAUAGCAAUGGGUUUGUCAGAGUAGGUAGCGAUCUGCAAGCAGUGAAGAAUAUCGUCAAUGAGCAUCGAAAUCAGUUUUCGAAAAACGAGGAAGCAGUUGAAAAUGCUGCAGAAAUAUUUGAAAUGAUUGGCGAGCCUGAAGAUGCUUGGGCAAGUCUUUGUCCCGAUGCUGAAAUGAAGCGUGAAGAUUGUUUAAUUCAGAAAUCAAUAUUGGACUCAGAAGGCAACAGACAAAAGGAAGUAACUGAAGAAGUUGAAAGAGAUGAUCGUUCAGAUGUUAUAUAUCAUAUAAGGGAGGCUUCGAAUUCAAGACAAGAGAUGCUUCCUUUACUGCAAAGCUUAAAUGAUAAACAGAAGGAGGUCUUUUAUACAGUGCGCGAAUGGUGUCUAAAGAAAAUAUCUCGAGAAAAUCCAGAACCAUUCCAUAUCUUUAUAACGGGCGGAGCAGGAACCGGUAAAAGUCAUUUGAUUAAAGCAAUUCAUUUUGAAGCCUCGAGACUUCUUGGAAAGACAUUGUCCAUACCCAACUCCUUAUCAAUUCUUUUAACUGCUUUCACUGGAACGGCUGCCUUUAACAUUGGAGGAAGCACAAUUCAUCAUGUUUUCUCGUUGACAAGAGCACUACCCAUUCCAUAUGAACCUUUGAAGGAGCAAACUUUAAAUGCAAUGAGGUCCAAAUUAGAGAAUGUGCAAAUCUUGAUCAUAGAUGAAGUAUCCAUGGUCUUUAAACGUCUGAUGUAUUACAUACAUGAACGACUCGUCCAAAUUAAAAAAUGCAAGCAACCAUUUGGUGGUAUUUCGGUCAUUGCUGUAGGUGAUUUCUACCAGCUUCCUCCUGUAAAACAACGAAAAGACGAGAGAUUGUUUAUGGUAAAUGACUCGUACCCUGUUGACUACUGGUUGGACUUCUUCAAAAUAAUUGAGCUUGACGAAAUAAUGCGACAGAGGGAGGACGUUGAAUUUGCUACCGUUUUGAAUUUUUUGCGUGUUAGAACAAUUGAUGAGCAUAUAUCGAAUGAAGCUUUAACAGUAUUGCGAGAUUGCAUCAGGGAAGGUCCAGACGACGUGUUGCACGUUUAUUCUACAAACGAUGAAGUAAACGAUUUCAAUCUAGUAAAGUUGCAAACUUGCGGUGCAGAUUUGAUAGAGGUAGAUGCACAAGAUUAUCAGAAAGAAAAGGCAACAGGAAGGUUAAAAUUACGCGAGAAACCCCUGACCACAACCAAAACAGAUGGACUAUCAUCGUCACUGCUUUUAGCUGUGAAUGCAAGGGUUAUGCUUACAAGAAAUGUAAAUGUUGAAGAUGGACUUGUAAAUGGUGCAAUGGGUUAUAUAUCUCACUUUGAGUAUGGACGAGAUCAUCAGAGAAAAAGCAUUCAAGGAGUUGGAGUGAUAUUUGACAGUAAAGAAAUCGGUAAACUGCAUGGAACAAAGACCCAACACGGAAAUCAGAUCGUUAUUCAAAGAAUUCAGGAAGAUGUCAAGGAAAAGAAUACCAAAAAUGUAGUUCGACACCAAUUUCCACUUAAACUGUCUUGGGCAUGCACAGCACACAAAGUACAAGGAAUGACGACAGACAAGGUAGUGGUCAAUUUAGAUCGUACUUUUGCUGCUGGUCAGGCAUAUGUAGCUAUUAGUAGAGUAACUUCAAAGGAUGGAUUAUUCAUAGAGACCGCAGAUGAAGAAAAGCUUAAGAAGAAAAUUUACGCUGAUCCAGAUGUUAAAACAUCAUUGGGCAUCAUGCAAAGAUUUUUCCCAAGAGGAGUAGGUGAAACUGGAGAAAAACAAACUGAGGAAUGCAAAACGUUCCUUCUACUAAAUGCUCAAAGUCUAAGGGCGCAUAUACAAGAUAUCAAAUCCGACAACAGACUGACAAAUACAGAUUUGAUGUGUUUAACGGAGACGUGGCUAAGAAACCAGGAAGACUUGACAAAAUUUGAAAUUCCGGGAUUCAACUUUUACAGCGUUUCAAGAGGAAUGUGUUAUGAUGAUUCAUCAAACACUUUUCGUAAGUUAAGCCAAGCCAGAGGCGGCGGAAUAGGAAGAGAGGAAAAACGAGAUCGAGGUCGCCAGAGAGACCGUAAGCAGAAAAAGGACAGUGUACGAUCAGUCUCACCAGGUACCUCCUCGUGUAAAAGUGAAUCUGGCUUAGACGGCCCAGAUUCCAGUGAAAGUGAUGAGGUAGAUUCAGACGAUGAGCAUUAA
Molecule: messenger RNA, 4668 nt
Organism: Magallana angulata
Lineage: Eukaryota; Metazoa; Mollusca; Bivalvia; Ostreida; Ostreidae
Exons: 2
Coding region: 1-4668 (1555 amino acids)
Biological process (GO): DNA repair; telomere maintenance
Molecular function (GO): ATP hydrolysis activity; DNA helicase activity
Source: RefSeq, a predicted model, not a curated record